Nicotiana tabacum (common tobacco) is the source of this 693-nucleotide messenger RNA. The record is from RefSeq and is a predicted model, not a curated record. NCBI's taxonomy places the organism in Eukaryota, Viridiplantae, Streptophyta, Magnoliopsida, Solanales, Solanaceae.
AUGGCCAAAACAUACACAGUUGAGAAGUUUGAUUACCAUAUGGCAGAGGUAGAGAUAAUUGAUAAGAGGGUCAAAGAUUAUUUAAUCAACGUUGGGUAUGCAAGAUGGUCCAAAGCAUAUUUCACUAUCAACAGAACAUUGACAAUGACUUCAAACAUUGGGGAGUCGAUCAAUACAACUCUCAAGGCUGCUAGGGAACUCCCAGUAUCGUCUUUGCUGGAGUACAUAAGGCAAUUGAUCGGACGAUGGAAUGUUAUAAACCAAAAGAAAGCAAUAGAGUCAUUUACUGAUUUUGGAAAAAAAUAUGAUACAAUGCUGAUGGACAAUCUCGAACUGUCACAUCAGAUGAAGGUGACCGCUUCGACGAGUUACUUAUAUUCAGUACUUGACAAGGGUAAGCAAAGAAUGGUGUUCCUAAAAGAUCGAACUUGCAGUUGUAGAAAGUUUCAGUUGGAUGAGCUGCCAUGUGCAUAUGCUUGGUUCCUGAUGAAAUUAAGCACAUGGAAAAUUCCUGCAGAAGUUCUAGAUGAAAAAGUCUUGCCACCAUACAUGACUAAAUCAACAGGAAGGCCAAGGAAGGGGAAAUGCAAGCCAAUAUCUGAAAGGGAACGAAAAAUGUCGAUUUCAUGUGGACAUUGUGGAGAAGUAGGUCAUAACAGGAAAACUUAUAGAAAUAAUCCAAAGAGAGGAUGA